Molecule: messenger RNA, 299 nt
Organism: Acanthoscelides obtectus
Lineage: Eukaryota; Metazoa; Arthropoda; Insecta; Coleoptera; Chrysomelidae
Source: the annotation of a GenBank genome assembly
CGUAGAUUUCUUGAUUCAUAAUAAAACAAACAUAUGCCAAUAAUAAUGCUGCAUUAUCAGGUAAAGUUGACUCGUCCAGUUGUAUAGAGAAAUGGGUCUAUUGUUGCUUAAGGGAAUUCUUUUAAUGAUAUCAGAUGCAGGUUUGUGUAAAACAGUUUUUAAAACCUCUUCAACGGCUGGCAAAAUUAAGUUCUCUCCGAUAGUAUACGGUAACGAUAGUAGUAACGAGAUAUUGUAAGACGCCCGCAAACCAUUAUCAUUUCUUUGUGACGUCGAAGCGAACAUUCUGUCCAGUGUAG